Messenger RNA from Sorghum bicolor (sorghum), 1078 nucleotides. RefSeq lists its product as uncharacterized. The transcript is spliced from 2 exons. The coding region runs from base 130 to 714 and encodes 194 amino acids. The record is from RefSeq and is a predicted model, not a curated record. NCBI's taxonomy places the organism in Eukaryota, Viridiplantae, Streptophyta, Magnoliopsida, Poales, Poaceae.
AAACGAUUUCUACAUGAAGAAAUCAGGUCUACCCUAGCAACGAGGCUGGCCGACACCACCAAAUCCGCAUUGUGGACAAACGAGUCGUUUCUUCGCUCAAUAAGAUCUGGUGUGCCCGCCGACGCGGCGAUGCCGCACGCACGCUCGCCCGCCGAUUUCCCGCGCUUGCUUCCUCUCCCGCGCAUGCUCGUUUUUCUCCCGCGCUGUUUCUUCUUCUACACACGGGCAAGGUCGGCCUUUUCCCCUUGCUGCUCGCCGAUUCAUCCGGCCCCAAUCCCAAAUCCUUCAUUCGGCCCCAAUCCAUCCAUCACCAUGAACCCCCUCUGUCCACCAUCUUUGAGCUCCAAGCAAAUCAGGGCAGGGCAGGGCAAGCGUGCUUCUGCGGCCCUUGAUGUCCGAUUUGCAUCGGCCGCCGCUGCUCCCGGUGGCCUUGCUGAUGGAUCGACUUCUUCCGCCGGUGAACCCAUCGCCCAUGCAACAGCAACAUCUCCAACACUUGCAAGUCUUGAAGCUGCGGGUUUUCCUGCUUGGUGUUCAAGUUCAUCUCAGUUGGGCUCAAGUGAAGGGAUGUACCCACCAGGUGGGUUUACCAAUUUUCUUGAGUCAAAUGGUAGUUCAGAGAAUUUCCAUUUAGUUGGCAACACAACAAGCAGGACUACAAUUUCUCUAACUGCUCCAAAUUUGAAAAGAACCCUACCAGUUGGGAUCAACUGAAGAUCCGUUGGGAUCGUAUUAAGAAACCAUCAAUGGAUAGCAGAAUCAUAUUCAGUUUCCAUGUUUGCAUUCAGUUUUAUAUUGUUGACAUCAAUGAGCUUUGGUUGCAUAUAAACUGAUAGCAGAAUCUGAAAAACUGCAUUUCUACUGGAAACUGAAAACUGAAACUUGCAUGGUGUGAAACUGAAAACUGAAACUGCAUGGUGUACAUAUUUGGCAAAAGUUUGGGAAUUCAUAUAGGCAAAAUAAUUAGGUACAUAUCUUCAAUCUCUGUUUGCUCAUGCUGUUGUACAGAUUGCAUCAAUCUGAAACUUACUUCCUGUGAACACAAUUUGAAACUUAUUUCCUGUGAACAGAAUCUGAA